UCUAUCUGUUUUCAUCUCCCCUCUCCAUUUUCAUUAAGUUUUCCUUCUUCUCGAACAUGGUUAAUCCCGGCAGAGGGAGCGGCGGCGAGACGCCUCUCCAAUCUCAUAGAAUGCUUUGCAGCAACCGAUCUCGUUGAUCAGGUUUGGUUGAUGUAGCUAUGAGUUUGUUGGGGAACAUAAUAUCGUUCUUAUUGAGGAGGCUUUACAUUAUUGGUUUCAGAGAUGCUCAUUAUGAUUUACUUCUAAAAAAUUCAAGUUUGUGCACUCAUGCAGAAAAGAGUGAAAAGAGAAGAAGCAGAUGCGAAGUCAAACAGCAACAAUGGAGCCGAAGAAGUGACUCAUGUGAAACAAGAUCUUCUUGCAUUCUUAGUCAAAAGGCAAGCCUCCUGCGUAUCCCUUGCUGGACGAUCGAGAGCGGAGGCCAGGUGAUCGAGGAAGAACUCCGUGUGCGUGCGAUUCAUCUGGUGAGCCUCCUGCAUAUCCCUACCUGGACGAUCGAGAACGAAGAUCAGGCGACCAUGCGGGAACUCCAUGUGCAUGCAAUCCACCGGAGAGCCUCCUACAUAUCCCCAGCCGGAUGAUCCAACAUAGUCGAUGCCUUCUAUUCGUGCGUGUGUGUGGAGGAAUGGAUCGAAGCAGGGCUUUUUGCAUGUGGAAUCCAGGAAGAUCGAGUGGCUUCUUGCGUACGAGCUUGGGCCAAGUCGAACUCUACCUCACGCGAAGCAAUAGGAAGAGACAAAUGAGUAUUCCCGUGCGCUGCUCGCUCUCUCUCCAAAAAAUUCAUUUUUCGUUCGAAUCGAUCGGGUUUACUUUACCCGCAAAAUGAACUAACAUGGGAAAUUUGCUUUAAUUUACUAAGUGCCAACCAAACACCAAAAAAGUAAAAAAUGUAAAGUAUUCAUAAAUCUUUGCAUUUAUUUUUCCUCUAACCAAACAGCCCCUAAAUGCAACUUUGGUUCUAUUUCUAAUCAUCUUAUUCCUCUUUUAGUGAAUUACUUUGAAU
Molecule: messenger RNA, 1003 nt
Organism: Dendrobium catenatum
Lineage: Eukaryota; Viridiplantae; Streptophyta; Magnoliopsida; Asparagales; Orchidaceae
Exons: 4
Coding region: 159-581 (140 amino acids)
Source: RefSeq, a predicted model, not a curated record